This is a messenger RNA of Pleurotus ostreatus (oyster mushroom), 471 nucleotides long. RefSeq lists its product as uncharacterized. NCBI's taxonomy places the organism in Eukaryota, Fungi, Basidiomycota, Agaricomycetes, Agaricales, Pleurotaceae. The record is from RefSeq and is a predicted model, not a curated record. The transcript is spliced from 3 exons. The coding region runs from base 1 to 471 and encodes 156 amino acids.
AUGUCACUCGCCCCGCCCGUCGCCGCCUGGGUCCAAAACGCGCUGUCAGAGAUCCUCAACGCGACGAUGCAGCCGGCCUUCGACCGCGCCUUCGACGCGUGCUUCGCCGCAGACGCCGCCGUCGUGCGCAACGGCGCGCCCGUCCCCCGCGACGCCUACAAAACGGCGCUGCAGGACAUCAAGUUCCCGCAGCAGACGGCCGCGGUGCAGUUCCCCGGGGCGGUCAGCGCGAGAGAGGGGCCGGGGCGUGGGCCGCUGGAGACAGGGAUCGUCGGGGGCUUCUUCGAGGCGCAGCUUCGACAAGGCGAGCCCGGCGGACGCCCGUGGCAGCUGAACAUCCUCACCACCUCCUUCAUCGCCAACGUUGACAGCGACGCGUCCGUCGUGCCCGAUCCUCCCAUCACCGACUUCGAUGCUCGCAGGAUCUCUAAAUUCACUAUCGUCGACCGUGUUAGAGUGAUUCCAUUCUGA